Epithele typhae is the source of this 1716-nucleotide messenger RNA. Its product is annotated as cytochrome P450. The coding region runs from base 1 to 1716 and encodes 571 amino acids. The record is from RefSeq and is a predicted model, not a curated record. NCBI's taxonomy places the organism in Eukaryota, Fungi, Basidiomycota, Agaricomycetes, Polyporales, Epitheliaceae. Gene Ontology annotation, molecular function: monooxygenase activity; iron ion binding; oxidoreductase activity, acting on paired donors, with incorporation or reduction of molecular oxygen. The transcript has 9 exons.
AUGCGCGAGCUCGUUGCCCUCGCAGGUACGACAGCGCUGGUAGUGCACCAAGUCAUUCGACGAUACCAGCCUUACACUCCUUUCCAACAUGCUUCCUUCCUCGUCCUCGUCCCCGCGCUGCUUUCCUCUGCCCUCGCCCCGAGCCCUCUCGGCACCCGCGGUCCCAUCGGCACCCUCCUGAUCGUCUUCCCGCUUUACGUCUCCAGUCUCGGUAUUCUCGUCAUCGCCUACCGUCUCAGCCCUUUCCAUCCCCUUUCCCGCUAUCCAGGGCCUGUCGUCGCCCGCAUCUCUAAGUUCUGGAUGGCGGCCUUGUCCUUGAGUGGCGACCAGCACAAGUACAUCAAGUCCCUCCACGAACGGUACGGCGAUGUCGUCCGCACAGGUCCGAAUGAGCUUUCCGUCCGCGAUCCGUCCGCGGCUUCGGUGAUACUGGGGAGCCCGGGUCUCCCAAAGGGCACUCACUUUUAUGGUCGCAUGCUCGAGUACAAGCCACGGAUGAUGAUCGCCAUCCAUGACCAUGACGAACACGCAAGGCGUCGACGCCCGUGGCUCCGCGGGCUAAGUCCGGCUGCGGUGAAAGGGUAUAAUGCUUUCAUUGCGCAGAGAUCAGCCCAGAUGUGCAACGCGCUGGAAGAGCAGAGCGGUGUCGUGAGGCUGGACGAGUGGGUCAACUACUUCGCCUACGACUUCAUGACGGAUAUGGCGUUUGGCGGAGGGUCAGAGUUGUUGAGCGGGCAGGGAAAGGACAACUUCUGGGCAAUAUUGGACGGGAAUAUGCGUAUGGCGACCGUCUUUGGCCAUCUUCCGUGGUUGGGUAUCCUUCUUGGCUAUGUCCCUGCUGUGGUUGCACCAGUCACCGCCCUCAUCGACCGCUGCGCCGAGUUCGCUCGGGCUCGCGUGAAGCGUGGUUCGUCAAAGCCCGACCUUUUCCAUUAUCUUAGCGGCGAAGACGAUCCGUCUCGACCUCCCGCUUCGGAAUAUCAACUCAUUGAUGACGGCAUCCUCGCGAUGGUUGCGGGAGCGGACACUACGUCUUCUGCCAUGACGAGCAUAUUCGCCUGUCUGCUCUCCCACCCGGAGACGUAUAAUCGGCUGCAGGCAGAGGUGGAUAAAUAUUACCCACCGGGUGAAGACCCGUUGGAUUCGCGUCAUCACAAAGAGAUGUCCUACCUCAAUGCGGUAAUUAACGAAGGUCUACGCUUGUUCCCACCUGUCCCGGGUGGCACACAACGUAUGGUGCCCGCAGACGGGCAAGGGACUGCCAUUAAUGGCUUAUUGUACUUUCCCCCGGGCACCCACCUUUGGGUACACACCUGGUCCCUCCACCGCGACCCGCGCAACUUCUACCCCGAGCCCGAAGGCUUUUGGCCCGACCGCUGGCUCCUCGCCGACAACGACAGCCUCCGUUCGAAGGUCGCUCUCCCAGGCGGCGUCUCGGUGGCGGAGUUCAAACACAACGGCAGCGCGUUCACCGCGUUCUCGCAGGGCCCGAUGAACUGCGUCGGGCGCGCGCUCGCGAUGCAGGAGAUGAGCACGCUGUUGUGCUCGCUCCUCCAGCGAUUCGAAGUGCGCACAGCCCCGGAGGGGGCGGUCGACGGGCAGCUGGGCGGGCUGUACGAUAUGGGGCGGUACGAAGAUGAGUACCAGGACUUCUUCGUAACCGCGAGGGCGAGUGUGCCCGUGGUGUUGCAAGUCAGGCAGGGAAAGCACGCAUAG